Paramecium pentaurelia is the source of this 1982-nucleotide messenger RNA. The record is from the annotation of a GenBank genome assembly. NCBI's taxonomy places the organism in Eukaryota, Ciliophora, Oligohymenophorea, Peniculida, Parameciidae.
AUGUAACGAGAUCAAAUUAAUUUCUCUUAUUUAAAGAGAUUGUUUCCAACUCUAGAAUAGAUAUUGUAUACUGGCAAAUUUACUAGUUUAAAUGAGUUUGAUAAAUGCACAUAAUUAUGGCAUUAAGCUGGAUUUCAAGGACCAUUCUUCUUAAUAAAAUUAAGUGAUCAAUUUGUUUUCAUUAUACUUAAUUAAAACUCAACUUAAGAUUUCAUAAGGACAAUAAAAAAAGGAUUAACAUUUGAAUUGAAUAAAAGAACAUAAUGGUUUUAUUUUAAUUUUUAAGAUGAAUAAUAAAAGGUGUUUAAUAUAUGGUUCUAAGAGUAGUAAGAUUUUGAAAAUUUUAAGAUAUGUAUAGAAAAGAUCAUUAAAUGAAAAUUCAUGAUUUGUAUUUUAUUCUCUUACUAAUCUAUUUUAAAUAAUUUAUUCAUAUGCAGAUUGAAACAUCAGAUUAAUAAUUUGAGGAAAUAUAUUAAAGUUUAUGCAAAGAUGAUAGAUUUUGUUUAGAUCUUCGAGUUUAAUUUGAAAAGAUUUUAAAAGUAGAGAUGGAUAGAUGUCAGGCAUAUCAUGAAUUUUCUGAAUUUUUAUGUGGCAUUGCUAAAGAACCAUUUAAAGAGACACCAGCAUUAAUGGAUAUGCUUGAUGAAUUAAAAACAGCAUUAUAAGAAGUUAAUUCAAAGAUUAAAGAUAGGAUAAAUGAUGAUUAAGACAAAGGUCUUAUUAAAUUGAUAAGGACUAAGAUAAUUCCAAGCUUAACAGAUGGUUAAAGAGCUGUAGAAACUCAAAAGAAAGCAUUAGCAGAAUAUAAAGAAAAAGCAGCUAUCUAUAAAAAAUUAGAAUAAAAGAAAAACGACCUGUUGUAAAAAAAUGAUGAAAAACUAUUAUAAUUAGAAAAAUAAUUAUAAGAAGCAAAGAGAGAGAAAUUAGAGAAAGGUUAGACUUUCAAUUUUACUUAUAAAAAUUAUGUAGAAGAUAAAAAUGAUGAAUUAAAGGGAUUAUUCAAACAUUUCUUUAAUAGAUUAUUAUUGAUCUCAUCUGCUGGUUUACAAUAUUAUUCAAUGGCCAUUCAUAAAAUACAUACUUCUGAUGAAAAACAUGAAGUUUAAAUAAGAUUGAGUAAAUUAGGUAUUAUAAAAUAGAAAAAAUAAUGAUUGAUUUAAUUAAUGUUUGUAUAUCUAUUAUUUAUAUUCUCAAUUGUAUCAUCAACUUAUAUUGAUGUAGUAACUAAAUGCAUUUGUGAAGAAUUACUCUUAGAAAAUGAUUGUAAUAUUGUAAAUUAUUGUUAUUGGGAUUAAAACAAAUGCAUAGAUAUAGAAGAUUGUACAAUAGAAUCACCUGUUGAUUGUCCAUAUGAUAUAAAGUGUGCCUAUGUAGAUGGAAAAUGUACUAAAUUUACUAGUUGUGAUAAAUAUAUUGGUGAUAAAAGUACAUGUGAAGCAAUUUCUAUAAAAUGUACAUCAUUAGAUGGAAAUAAAUGUUAAAAUAAGGUUAUUCCAAGUUGUUCUGAAUUUGAUGAAGAAAAUUGUAAUUAUUCAGAAGGAAAUGAAGGAGAAUGUGGAUUUAUAGAUGAUAAAUGUUAGGUUGUUAAAUAAUGUAGCGAUAUUGAUUUGAUUAAAGGAGAAUUUUAAAUAAUGAAAUGUGUUUCUAAUAUUCAUUCAUGCAAAGUAUCCAACUCUAAAUGUGUCUAAAAGAAAUGUUCAGAUCUCUUAGAUUAAAGUAGUUGUUAAUAUAUUCAUUAAUAUGAUCCAUUUGAUAAACCUUCAUCUAUCUAAAUAUGUAAAUGGUAAGAUGCUCAUUGUGUUGAUGCAAUGCCAAAUGAUUUAAAUGAAUCCAAUUGUUUUAUUGAUACCAUAUAUUCAUAUCUAUGGAAUCCUAAUUCAAAGACUUGUUAAAAGUGUAAUGGACCUCCUAAUCCAAAUCCUCCAGAUAAUUUUGAACUAAUCAUGAAGGUUGCCAUAAUGAUAUUUGUAAUUUCAUAAUGA